GCGGGUUUAGUCGGCCUGCUUUCUGGAGGAAGUGUGUCCCUUCAGGGCACUCGUACGUUAGGGAGCUGAGUCUCGAGCCUUUGCGCAGGCGUAUAUGUGCGGCGAGAGAUAUAUAAACAUGGCGGCGCCCGUGGAGGGAAAAAGUCUAUAACGUGUUGAGGUGAGGAAGAGUCCUGAAGAGAAAACUAUACCAAAGAGUCAAUGAAAGCUUUUUCAGACUCUGCUGCUCAUUGGAAGGGGCAAUAAUGCUGAGGAAUCUGAGGAGACUCGUUUGUCGGGGAUACAAGCUGGAACAUGACUGUUUUUUACAAGCCAGUCCCAGGAACUGGCAAAGCACUGCUGCUAUCCAGGAUCCCCACUUUGCACCAGAAAAGCCCAGAGCAAUCUUCCGCACCAGCGAGAAUGACCCGGCCAAUCACGCGGAAGAGCACAUGGGACAAUAUUACACGCUCCCCCUCCAGGAGGUGAAGAAGGUGUUUCCUCACGGACUCCCAGCACGCUUCAGGCUACAGAUGAAAACCUUUGGCGAGGCCUGUUUCAUGGUGAGGGAACCCGCUCUCGAACUCCUCAGCUGCUUAAAGCGAACCAACUUUGCUCAUCCGGCCAUUCGAUAUGUCAUCUACGGCGAAAAGACCACGGGGAAGACCAUGGCCCUCUGCCACGCCAUCCAUUACUGUGCGAGGCAGGACUGGCUCAUCCUGCACAUUCCAGAUGCUCACCUCUGGGUAAAGAAUUGCAAAGAACUGCUGCCCUCUUCCUACAACAAGAACCGCCUUGACCAGCCUCUGGAAGCCACGACUUGGCUGAAGAACUUCAAAAUCACCAACGAGCGCUUAUUGAAAGAGAUCAAAACGCAGCAGAAGUAUAUGUGGGGCAAACGAGACAACACUGAGGAAGGCCGGCCCCUAAUAGAAGUGGUGGAGCAGGGUUUAACUCGGGUGAAAAACUCCAGUGACGUAGUAGGGGUAGUCUUCAAAGAGCUGAAACAGCAAUGCCCAGAGGGGUCCUUCAGGCUGCUAGUGGCAGUGGAUGGGGUCAACGCCCUUUGGGGAAGCACAACGCUGAAGAAACAAGACAAGAGCAAUGUCUCCCCAGAGGAGCUGACGCUGGUCCACAACCUGAAGAAGAUGGUGACUAAUGACUGGACUGGUGGAGCCAUCGUGACAACCCUCAGCCAGACAGGCGCUCUGUUCCAACCCCGCAAAGCUUACAGGCCCCAAGAAUUGCUAGGAAAGGAGGGUUUUGAUGUCCUGGACCCCUUCAUCCCCAUCCGUGUUCUCAACUACAAUGACCGAGAGUUUGAGAGCUGCUACCAGUACUACUUGGAGCGCAAGUGGCUUCAGCAUGAAAAAGCCAGCACAGAUGAAGGCCGCAAGGAGCUUCGCUUUCUCAGUGGGCAGAACCCUGGACUGCUUGACCAAAUCAGCUCCUUCUUGUGACAUUGUCCCUCCUCCCCACCCCCAUCCCAAAAACAUUGGCAUCACAGCCCAAGGAACUCCUUCCUGUUCAAUAAAACACCAAACAGAAAGCCA
Molecule: messenger RNA, 1532 nt
Organism: Podarcis muralis (Common wall lizard)
Lineage: Eukaryota; Metazoa; Chordata; Lepidosauria; Squamata; Lacertidae
Gene: DAP3
Product: death associated protein 3
Biological process (GO): apoptotic process
Cellular component (GO): mitochondrial small ribosomal subunit; mitochondrial ribosome
Molecular function (GO): structural constituent of ribosome
Source: RefSeq, a predicted model, not a curated record